AUGGCGCUCACCAAAAACGACGAUUCCCAAGCUGAAGAAGAUGCACGCCAGACAGCAACAAGUCUCCUAUCCAGCGCAUCCUCUUAUGCGCAUCGCGCCCUCGACUCCAUCAUCCCUUCCUCAUCUCGCCAAAGCGCUUACGACAGAACCUCCUCAUUUGCUUCCAGCCAGCCCAUACUCUUCUCAUUCAUCGCCUUUCAAAUCCUCUUCUCGCUGCUCCCUAUCCUCCUUUUCCUCUCCUUUGCCCUCUCCACCUUCUUUCUUACUCUUGGUGCUGCCGUCAUCUUUACGCUCUUCUGGGUUGGUGUCGCAAGUCUCUUCUUAAUUCCUACGCUAUUCAUCACAUCGUCUCUUGCGGUGCUGUGCUGGGGAUCUUCGUUAGGGAGUUUUAUCGUCGCUAGAUGGUUGUAUCACCAUGCGCCUGCGAGUGUUUUCUCAGGCAGCAGUGAUACGUCGUCAACAGGAACUGAAGUCACGUCUGAUGGAGCAUGGAAAGAUGUCCAAGUCAAGCAAUUUGACGAUGUCAAGAGCUUGGAGUGA
Messenger RNA from Trichoderma asperellum CBS 433.97, 540 nucleotides. RefSeq lists its product as uncharacterized. Lineage: Eukaryota; Fungi; Ascomycota; Sordariomycetes; Hypocreales; Hypocreaceae. The record is from RefSeq and is a predicted model, not a curated record.